Synchiropus splendidus (mandarinfish) is the source of this 1631-nucleotide messenger RNA. RefSeq names its product coiled-coil domain containing 126 (gene ccdc126). The transcript is spliced from 2 exons. NCBI's taxonomy places the organism in Eukaryota, Metazoa, Chordata, Actinopteri, Syngnathiformes, Callionymidae. The record is from RefSeq and is a predicted model, not a curated record. The coding region runs from base 1 to 480 and encodes 159 amino acids.
AUGCUGAGUCCACUGUUGCGGAGGAACAUGUCCCAGAAGCUGAGUGUGCUGCUGUUAGUCUUUGGGCUGGUGUGGGGGCUGAUGCUGCUGCGCUACACCGUCCAGCAGCCUCGGCAUCAGAGCAGCGCCGAGUUGCGGGAGCAGAUCUUGGAGCUCAGCCACAGAUAUGUGAAAGUCCUGACCGAGGAGAACCAGAACAUCCCUGGAGGCCCACAAGGAACCUCGAUGGCUGGCUAUGCCGACCUAAAGAGGACCAUAGCCGUGUUGCUCGAUGACAUCUUGACACGUCUGGUCAAACUGGAAGGAAAGGUGGAGCUGGCAGCCAACGCCACCUCCAUAAACACCUCCCACAUAGUUGCCUCUGCUCCUGCAGCUCUGCAGAGACCAGUAAACCAGAGGAUUCCUGGCAACCACCACAGGACAUCACAUGUUCAGCCACGCUUGACUCGACCGCGGCCACACCCGGGGCGUAGUUUUUAAGCUCCAGAGCACAUCACACUUUUAGAGGAGUUUAUUUCUGAUGCCAUCAAGAGAGUGGGAGCAAUGAGGAACUUUUGGACAGUGAAGGAUGCUUCCAGGAAGGUUGGGCCGGAUAAGGACUUGUUAUUGCCCUGACAAAUGCUGAUAUUUAUUUUUGUUUACCAGAACUUACCAGAUGUUUUGUUAAACUUGUUUCAACUUAUUUUUGUUUUUUUUAAAUGACUUUUUCUCUUGAGUUUUUAAACCACAUGACUGUUGAAACAUGUAUAUUACAAUUUUACCAACAUCAACAAGUUUGUUUGUUUUUAGCUGCUGCAUUUGAUAUGUAUGAUGAAUAUUCAUCCUUGCGAGUAAAGAAACACUGUCGCUUGAUUAUAGAAAAUCCAAAGGCUGCACUUCAUUCAGAUGUUAGGUCAAACCCAUUACCGUUUCCCACCUCAGGUCAGUCGAGAAAAGCAACAUGGUAGGAGUUUUACCAAAAUGUUCAUGUCAUCCACUUGUUCCUUUCUAAUUUUUGCCUUUCAGUGAAUGACAAAAGUUGCCUUGAGAUGGACUAAGUGAGUUUCUAACCUGUUCUGCUGUGACAUAAACAAGAACAAAACCCAUGUUAGUGUUCGGCUGAUGCGUUGUGUUCACCUCCAUAGCUAACAACUGUUUUUGGGACCUCGCUCUCGUGUGACAUAAAUGAAGGUUGUUGGUCACAUGCUUGACUCUCCUCUUCCUGAGCAAUAAUAACAACUGACAUUGUCAAAACUAUUCCUGCACUUUCAUUUUGACUCAGCCCGAACCACAACUUCAUUUACACUUGAGCUAGACUGCUGCAUCCACAAGCAUCAGACCUGACUCAGAACUCUGUGAAUGUUCAAGACUAGCUGUGCUUGGAGUCUAUUUUUCUAUCGCUUGACUGCUGUGUCUUGGCACAUGGCAGCUCGGCCAGGAGGCGGUGACUUUUGAUGGUAACAAGUACUCUGCAGCUGCCCUUCUUUUUCCCUCUUGACUAAAGCUUCAACCUUCCAAAUACAGUACAUGUAUUAUCAGAACACAACCGAGUGCAGUUUUCUGUGGCUGUAUGAGUAAUUCAUGUAGAUGGACCCGUGCUGCGUUUUUAGAAUGAUCCAAAGUCUAUAAAGUUUUGAUACUAAAAUAAAAUC